Messenger RNA from Maylandia zebra (zebra mbuna), 2220 nucleotides. RefSeq names its product WT1 transcription factor a (gene wt1a). Gene Ontology annotation, molecular function: DNA-binding transcription factor activity, RNA polymerase II-specific; RNA polymerase II cis-regulatory region sequence-specific DNA binding. Lineage: Eukaryota; Metazoa; Chordata; Actinopteri; Cichliformes; Cichlidae. Gene Ontology annotation, cellular component: nucleus. The record is from RefSeq and is a predicted model, not a curated record. Gene Ontology annotation, biological process: regulation of transcription by RNA polymerase II.
CUCCUCCUCACUCCUCUUUCUCCAUUCACAGAGAAAGCUCUGAGCUCCUUCUUGAAUGGACCCCAUCUCUCCGAGCCAAAACUUGCUUUCUGCUGUUGUGGACGAAAACUGAAGAUCACCACUGAUCAAUCUGUCUGUUUUUUUUUCUUCUUUUUUCUUCUUCUUUUGCUGAGAAACUUGGCUGCAGAGACUGUGCUGUGUCGCCAUGAACUUCUGUACUUCUGUCAGACUUGAUGAGUUUCCAGAGCGCCUGUGUGUGGUGUCGUAGACGACUGAUUCAGAGAAGAGCUGAGAAAAAGAAGACGUACUCCUUAAAGUGACUGAAAGACUCCCAAGGAUUAAGAAGGUGGACACAGGGAGACGGAUCGAAUUUAAAAAUAGCCUUCCUUUAUCCCAGUUCUCUCCCCUGGACCGCGAUGGGUUCAGAUGUACGCGACCUAAACUCCCUGCUGCCCCCGGUCCCGGCGGGCCCCAGCCCUGGCUGCCCGGCCCUUCCCGUCAGCACGGCCCCUCAGUGGGCUCCUGUCCUGGACUUCCACACUGCCCCCUCCCCUUACACCUCUCUGGCUGCUCCCCACUCUUCCCUGGGGGCGCACUCCUUCAUCAAACAGGAGCCCAGCUGGGGGGCCGCUGGUGACCCCCACCACCACGAUGCAGAUCCCCAUUGCCUCAGUGCUUUUACCGUCCACUUCUCGGGCCAGUUCACAGGGACUGGGGCCUGCAGGUACGGUGCGGCGUUCGGGGCACCACCUCCUCCGCCGGCCCCGAGCCAACCGCCACCCGUGGCCGCCCCGCACCACCACCAGCCCCCCAGCAGGAUGUUCAGCAAUCCGCCAUACCUGACCAACUGCAUGGACACGCAGCAGGCGGCCCGCAACCAGACAGGUUACAGCGCAGUUGCAUUCGAUGGAGCCGGUAAUUAUGGUCACACUCCUACACACCACAGCUCGCAGUUCUCCAACCACUCCUUCAAACAUGAAGACGCUUUAACUCAGCAGAACACGAUGGGUGAGCAGCAGUAUCCUGUACCUCCUCCUGUCUAUGGGUGUCACACACCUUCAGAUAGCUGUACGAGCAGCCAGGCUCUGCUUCUGAGGAAUCCUUACAACAGCGGUGAAAAUUUAUAUCAAAUGACCUCUCAGUUGGAGUGUGUGGCAUGGAACCCUGUCAAUACAAUGGCAUCCACCAUAAAGAGCCAUGCAGCCAGUUAUGACAGUGACCCCAGCACCCCGAUGGUAUACAGCUGCAGCACGCAGUACCGCAUACACACACAUGGAGUCUUCAGGGGAUUACAGGACGUGCGUCGGGUGCCCAGCAUCGCUCCAGCCAUCAUGCGGUCAGAAAGCAGCGAGAAGCGCCCGUUCAUGUGCGCCUACCCAGGAUGCAACAAGCGCUACUUCAAGCUCUCCCAUCUGCAGAUGCACAGCCGCAAACACACAGGGGAGAAACCCUACCAGUGUGAGUUCACAGACUGUGGCCGCAGAUUUUCGCGCUCUGACCAGCUUAAAAGACACCAGAGGAGGCACACAGGAGUAAAACCGUUCCAAUGCGAGACGUGUCAGAGAAAGUUCUCUCGGUCUGACCACCUUAAGACACACACACGGACUCAUACAGGUAAAACAAGUGAGAAGCCGUUUAACUGCCGGUGGCCUAACUGUCAGAAGAAGUUUGCCCGAAGCGACGAGCUGGUACGACACCACAAUAUGCACCAGAGGAACCUCACCAAGCUCCAGCUGUCCAUCUGAGUGUGUAUCUGCAGCCCGUUUCCAAGACUAAAAUAUUAACAUGUUAUUUUGCGUACCCCAAAACAAAAAAGCCUCCGUGGGAGUCUUAAUCUGACAUUUAGGACUUAAAUUUUACGAGCUACACACCACAGUCUGCACUCUGAGGUGAAAUGCAAAUCUGUCUAAAAUCAAGGAGAAUUCUGACAAAGGGGAUGUAGUCUUGGAAACUGCAGUAUAUUACUUAGUUCAUCAGUUCAGUUGAUCUCAAGGCCAGCUCAGAUCAGCUCAUACCUUCCUUACCCAUUCAGCUGACUCUCUCAUUUAAGCUCUCCACUUGCAACAUACCUAUAACUGUGCUUCACCUUUUAUGCUGUAUCUGACUUAAGCAUCUCAUCUUCGUUCUUAAAACCUGCUGUGUCCUGUGACCAUGAAAUAGGGAGGUGUCUCAGAACAGUGCCAUGCUUCUUAUAUAAAUCACUGCUGAUGGAAAUGAUAA